Messenger RNA from Diprion similis, 826 nucleotides. Its product is annotated as gametocyte-specific factor 1-like. The transcript is spliced from 5 exons. NCBI's taxonomy places the organism in Eukaryota, Metazoa, Arthropoda, Insecta, Hymenoptera, Diprionidae. The record is from RefSeq and is a predicted model, not a curated record. Bases 1 to 735 code for a protein of 244 amino acids.
AUGAUAAUGCCUGUAUUUCCCUACUACAUCAUUAUCCACGGCACUUGCAGUUACAUACAUCGUUUAAUUCUCUGGCCAUUCAAGCUACGGAUCAUGAAUACCGCAUCAAUAUAUUCGGAUCCCGUUGUCAGUUGCCCGUACGAUAAGUACCACAGGAUUGCGCUGUCAAAAAUUCAAAUGCACAUUGUUAAGUGUGAAAAGAACUUUCCAAAAGGAUACAAACAAACUUGUCCAUAUGAUGCAACGCAUAGAUUGUUUGAACACGAAUUAACUGAUCACAUUCAAAACUGUCCCAAGCGCAUGGUUUUAGAGCCUGAAAGGCAUCAGUUCAUUAGGAAUCAUGGGUCUACAAUGAGUGAAUUUUUAGAAUCUGAUGCUGCAACAAGCAUUAUAGAUCAUGGAGAAUCUUGGGACAAAGAAUCGAACAGGGAUUGGACUCCCUCAAUCGAUGGUCGAUCUAGUAUAAUAGACUGUAGCACUGGUUCAAACUUCCUGGAACAAAGGGAUCCAUCCGGAUGCAAGGAAUUCAUUGACCCUAAUCAGGACUUACGUCGUCCUCUUGGUUACUCGGAGGCAAUGUUGGUUGGAGGAGAGUCAGACAAAGCUGAAGCGUCGGAUAUGGAAUCAGUCAUCAGUGUGAUGGGUGUUGGGCGUGGUAGGAAUCCAUCAGCGCACCUGCGGCUGCAGAAACCAUUCAGUUUUGGUAGAGGGAUGUCUCUGCCAAGAAAUAACUAGAGGCAUUGAUUCCAAUUUGAUACAGAUUAUACAAAAGUGGAGAGUGAUAUUUUUCUUCAGAAUUUUUUUUACAAUUAUAUAGCCCUUCAUA